Molecule: messenger RNA, 1979 nt
Organism: Prosopis cineraria
Lineage: Eukaryota; Viridiplantae; Streptophyta; Magnoliopsida; Fabales; Fabaceae
Product: ribosome-binding factor PSRP1, chloroplastic-like
Exons: 5
Coding region: 16-1278 (420 amino acids)
Biological process (GO): negative regulation of translational elongation; primary metabolic process
Cellular component (GO): cytosolic small ribosomal subunit
Molecular function (GO): ribosomal small subunit binding
Source: RefSeq, a predicted model, not a curated record
GGUGAAAUAUAAUAAAUGGGACAGCUGGGAGCAGGCACGCAGGAGAUGGUGAUGCAGUGCUUGAUAUCUGCCUAUCAUGCAGAUAUUUUGGAAAUAUCUGGCACUGUAUAUCUAUGCGGCGCACCAGGACCCGAAAAGGUUCACGAAGGAACCGAUGUCACAAGUGAAAAUGUUAAAAAAGGACCACACAGAGUUUUGUGUUGGAUGAAGUCUGAGGAAGCAUGGCCACGUCACUCUGGCACUGUCCCACUGGACGCAUCUUCAUCAUCCAAAACAAUCUCGCCCUCGCUUUCUUUCGUUAUCCUCUGCCUCUCGCCGUUCUCUUCUUCCUUCACGUUUACCUCAAUGGCGAGUUCGCUCUCUUUCGCCUUUCACGCCUCUUAUCUCCCGCCACCCUCGCCCUCCUCUUCUACUCCUGCUUCUUCCUCCACUCUCUGUCUUCCCUCUUCAUCUACUCAUUUUCUGAGGCAAUCCAGCAAGUCCUUAGCUUUCUUCAGUCCAUCUCAGAUACUCAGAUGCACUGCUGUUGCGCCCAGAACCAGAAGAAACCAUGCAGGUCGGCUCCUUGUUCGUAUGUCCUGGGAUGGACCCCUCUCUUCCGUGAAAUUGAUCACGCAGGCAAAAAAUGUUGAGUUGGCGGAUUCGGUAAAGCAGCACGUGGAGGAGAAAGUCGGGAAGGCGGUUCAGAACCAUUGUCACUUGGUGAGGGAGGUGGAUGUAAGGUUAUCCAUCCGAGGAGGAGGAGAAUUUGGGAAAGGACCCCUCACCACAAGAUGUGAGGUAACUUUGUUCACGAAGCGGCAUGGAGUGGUGCGGGCAGAGGAAGAAGCAGAGACUAUGUACGGGAGUAUAGAUUUGGUAUCCUCAAUCAUUCAGAGAAAGCUGAGGAAGAUAAAAGAAAAGGAGUCAGAUCAUGGUCGCCACAUGAAGGGCUUCAACAGGUUGAAAGUCAGGGAGCCUGUAACUCCUUUGCCCCUCGAUGACACAGAGGCAGAGACAGACACGCCUCCCCGACAGGAGGAAGAAUUCAUUGAUGAGGUUGUCCGUACAAAAUACUUUGACAUGCCGCCGUUGACUGUGAGCGAAGCAAUUGAGCAGCUGGAAAAUGUUGAUCAUGACUUCUAUGGCUUCCGAAAUGAAGACACUGGGGAGAUAAAUAUAGUGUACAGAAGGAAAGAAGGAGGUUAUGGACUCAUCAUCCCCAAAGCAGACGGCAAGGCGGAGAAACUGGAAUCUAUGGUAGUUGAAACAGCCAGAGAACCCUCCCUCUCAGAAUGAAUUGCACUUGUGAGAACUUUUUGAAACGACUGUAGAGCUUGUACAUGAUUUGCGGAUACCAGCUAUGCCUCUGAUCUGAGCAAAGCCAACUUUGAUUCAGGUUUCAGUUUUGUCGAGGGUAAACCAAGUUCCCAAAUAUAUGGUGUGAUCUUCAAUAGCUUGGUGUUGCAAAAUGAUAGAGGCACCAUCUCUCAUCCCGUAACGUUGAGAAUUGAACUUGACACUGCUAUAAGCAUUCUGCAGAAUAUUGGGUUCACUUCCCCUUCGUUAGACAUUAGAAAGUACAUAAUAAAAGUUGAUGAGUUAAUUAACACGUAAAGUAUAGUUUUCCGGCAGGUAUGCCAAGAUAAUUGGGGUUUGAGCAAAUGUAUUAUGAAUUAUCAAAGCGAAAGAAAAGGAUCGUAAAACACUACACAAUCGUCAUUCUGACCACCCUCUUUGGGAGAUAGUCCAUGAUAUCAAGUGCCUCCUGACUGGCUCCAUGGAAGUUUCCCUUAAACAUGCAUAUAGGGAGCACUUGAUUUGCGUAGAUCUCAUAGCUAAGAGUGCACAAAAUGCUGCUGCCCCUUUUAUUUUGUUUGAUUCUGUUAUUCCUGAAUGUGCCCCUCAGUUUGCACGAGAGAGUAACUAGAACUCUGAAUGUGCCCCUUUUAUUUUGUUUGUAAAAUAAAACACAACUCCACUAGCAGCUUGCCAGUGCA